Messenger RNA from Nothoprocta perdicaria, 2391 nucleotides. RefSeq names its product uroplakin 1B (gene UPK1B). Gene Ontology annotation, cellular component: membrane. The transcript is spliced from 8 exons. The record is from RefSeq and is a predicted model, not a curated record. The coding region runs from base 416 to 1198 and encodes 260 amino acids. Lineage: Eukaryota; Metazoa; Chordata; Aves; Tinamiformes; Tinamidae.
UUCUCGAAGAGGUCUCACACCUCUGACUAGUGCCUUUGUGCCACUCUCCCUAGAGAGGGCUGAAUUCCGUACAGGGAGCCUGGGCCCAGACUGAAGGAAUUCAGUGGGAUUGUUACUUGGCCUGGCUCCCAUGAGCCAGCUGCAACCUGACUGCCUCCUUCCCUCACACCUGAUUUGGAGCUGGUGCCCUGGAUUCAUUUCCCAGCAUUGGAAGGGAAAGGGAAUUACUCUUAGCAAGAUGUUGCCAAGGCAUAUGCCGUAGAGUGUGUGUAUGUGGCAUGACAAAAACAGAGAAAUUACCUGUUUGAUCUCCUGGUAGUGCUGCAUGAGAAGGUAUGGUAUUGGGGCAAAUAGUACACUCUAGAAUAAACUUGGCUCCUACAGAGGAAGAGCAAGGCUGCAUGAAGAAUUAAAGAUGGCAAAAGAUGAUAACAGCGUACGCAUCUUUCAGGGUCUAUUAAUCCUGGGCAAUGUGGUCAUUGGGAUGUGUGGAAUUGCCCUGACAGCAGAAUGCAUUUUCUUCGUGUCUGAUCCCCACGGUCUCUACCCUCUGCUGGAAGCUGCAGAUAAUGAUGACAUCUAUGCUGCUGCCUGGAUUGGCAUCUUCGUUGGCUUUGCACUCUUUUCUCUUUCUAUCCUUGGCAUCAUUGGAGUCAUUAAGUCCAGCAGGACCUUGCUAAUGGUGUAUAUUAUUCUGAUGCUUAUCACUUAUGCAUUUGAAAUGGCUUCUUGCAUCACAGCAGCAACUCACCGAGACUUUCUCACUCCCAAUCUUUUCCUGAAGCAAAUGCUGGAGAGGUAUGAGAAACAAGACACAGAAAAUAACAACGACAGAUUGAUGAGUGAUGGGGUCACAAAAACAUGGAAUAAUCUCAUGCUUCAGAAUCACUGCUGCGGCGUGCACGGCCCAUCCGACUGGCAGCAGUAUGGGUCUGCCUUCCGGAGCACACACAGCGACGCUGACUACCCUUGGCCACACCAGUGCUGCGUCUUGGAUGCCCGAGAGUCUCCUGUCAACCUGGAUGGCUGCAAGCUUGGAGUGCCUGGCUACUAUAAUAGUAAUGGUUGUUAUGAUGCUAUCUCUGGACCAAUGAACAGACAAGCCUGGGGUGUUGCCUGGUUUGGUUUUGCCAUUCUCUGCUGGACUUUCUUGGUUCUCCUUGGUACUAUGUUCUAUUGGAGCAGAAUUGAAUACUGAAGGUCUGAUGUCUUCACCAUUGUCCUGAAGCACUGAAUGAAACUGUUUUCAUUCUUCUCCUGCUCCAUUCUCCCUAUGACAGUGAAGAUUUGAAGAUUUCCCCAUUACCUCUCCCAGACUAUUUUUGCCCCUUCAAAAGCUUGACAUCAUGCUUGAGAUGAUGGCUACAGGAAAGGAGCUUCAUGCCCCUUUUUGCCUCUUGUUUUGCAGCCUUUUUGCCUUGUGGUUGAGACAAAAUCCCUUUGCUGUGCAAGAAAUCCUUGAAGUAUAAGACAAAACAUGGUCUGAUUUGUUUUUUGAUGGUAUUGAAAAUGUCCGGCUCAUAUACACUUGCCAGAAAAGUAUCUCUCUAAAAAUAGGUUGAAAGUAAAACAUAACACAGAAGUUUCUGGUAUGGACUAUGUGAGCAAAGUGAUAACCUCCUGUUGACCAAUAAAGACGGGUGCUGCAAGGGAGAAGACUGGAGAAAUCUCUGAUGCAUUUUUAUCUUUCUACUUCUGUUCCCAGUCUCUGUUACCCCUUGCCUUAGAAUAAUACAGAUUCUAUAAGAGUUUAAAUGUGUCAGUAGUGAAGACGUGACAGAUACUUUAAAAAAAAAAAAAAAGUCUGUUGCUUGUCAAGCCCAACAAAAGACUAGCUCAUUCCUCUGACAUAUGCUGCCUAUGUUCAAGCCUACCUCUUGUCACUGAUGAAACUACUGCAUGCACUCCUACAUUUAGAAGUGCCAGUCCAUAAAAUGUUCUGUUUGCUAAGAAUGACUCUUUCAAAAAGCUGUAUGUGCUUUGUAUAAAAUUUCAUGCUACAAACUGUAAUGUGUGCAGAAUGCAAGGGCUUUGUGCUGUACCUGGCUUUGCCAAAAGGGCUUUUAGACCUCUAGACUACCAUGGUGCCUGCUUCAGCUGAGCGUAUGCAUAUUAUGGUCCUGUCCCCUGCAUAAUUCCCCCUUCCACGUUUCCAGAUCAGAUGAGACAAACUGCAAAUAAUGGCAACAAUUAACUCCUGUGAAAAAUGCAGGAGCAAGGCAAGAAACUGAGCAAACCAAAUUCAGUCCUUGCAUCAAGAGUUAACAAUUCUCACCCAGUUCAGUAGAGGCUCUUUGUUUUGGCUCACACUGAUGUGGUGUCCUUUCUAACAAAUGCUUCAGCAGCUACAUGUGUUAUGUGAAAUAUACUACUGUAUAUAAUGUUUUAAGG